UAUAUAUUAUAUAUAUACCCUAUAUAUAUGAUGUCUCGGAUGUGUCAUGUUGUUGUGAAACAUUUGAAUCUUCUGCAUCUUCUGGGCUAUUCUCAUUACUGUGUUUGGCAUUGUGUUUUUGUUUCAUAUUGCCAUGACUAGUGAGACGUCAUCGUCUUCAGGAAACACUGAAAUUGCCAUCAGUGACUAUGACGACGAUGACGACGAUGCUAACGGCGAUGUUGCUGACACACGUGCCUUUCUAUGCCCUAUUUGUGAGAAAGGUUUUGCUUCUGACAACGCUAGAUGGCAGCAUGUCAACGUAGAACACAUUUCAAGACGUAUUUCUGUCGGCCACCUUUUUUAAGAAACACGGGCGUAACCUCUGCUCAACUUGUGGGUUUACCUAUUCGAGUUGCUGGACAACAUGCCGUCGCUCGCAAGGUUCCAAUAGUUCUCGUUGUCAAGGUCUGAUGACAGGUCCAGAACAUUCUGCGUGGUUAUCAAAGUCUACUGUCUCAGUUGCGGUUCCUUUGAAUUCGGUUGAGUCUGAACAUUCAUCAUCGUCUCCUUCCAGUAUGGAAAGUUUACCAGAUUCUACCGGCCUUGUUUUGGAAGCGAUUAAAUGGGCUGAGAAGCUUUCCUGCCGCUCUGAUUGUGAAUCAACUUUGUUUUCUUCUCUCAUGAAUGAGAUCAUUUCACUGCCUGUCACUACUGUUAUGCAUAUCCCUCACUCUGCUCGUUCUGAGUUGGCAGAGGUUUUUGCUGCAGAAUUAAAACAUGCAUCUGUGGAUGGUCUCUGGGGAUUCGCUCGAUUCUUUCUCUUUUCAAAAGCAGUUCUCAGAUGUCCUCCUAGGGGAGGCAAGAAGAAGCAAGUUAUUGUCAAGACUAUUCUGUUGUCACGUAUUCGAAGGUGGAAGGAAGGCGAUUUGGUAUCUCUUUGGGAAGAGGCGAGAUUAGAUUCUUAUCGUAGUGGCAAGAAUUUCAAUGCGAACCAUACAUCUCUUGAGUCAGCGAAUGCCAAACAAGCUUUUUCAUUGGCCAGAGAGGGCCGAUAUGGUGAUGCCAUGCGCUUGCUAUCCUCCUCUGGUUGUGCUCCUCACGAUGACCUUUCUGCAGUUUCUGAACUACAAGAGAGACAUCCAUAUCAUUCUCUCCCAGUCUGGAUUACUGAGAUUCCUGCUCCACUUGUUGUUACCUCAAGUUCUGUUUUGGAGGCUUUACGUGGAUUUCCAAAAGCAUCUAGUCCAGGCGGAGCUAAGCUAAGAUGCCAGCACCUACUUGAUGUCAUUGAGGGUUCUACUACAUCUUCAGCCCAAGAUUGUUUAGCAAAUUUGACUGAUUUGGUCUGUUUUCUUCUUUCUGGUCAAGCUCACCCUUCUAUAGCUCCAUGGCUCACAAGCGCUCCUCUCACUGUCUUAUACAAGAAGCAGGGAGGUAUUCGUCCAAUUGCAGUAGGGGUGGUCUUGAGACGCCUAACAAGUCGUUUGUGUUGCUCAGCAGUACGACAGAAUUGUCCAGAUGUCUUCUUGCCUACUGGUCAGAUUGGUGUAGGCAUCUGUGGUGGCUUGGAAGCUGCAGUCCACUCCCUGUCUACAGUUCUUGACAGUCAAGGAAGCAAUCCUGACUUAUGCUGUUUGAAAAUCGAUUUCUCAAACGCAUUUAAGGAAUGUAACCGUUCUUCUUUUCUUGACCGAGUUCACAAAGAUUUUCCUGAGAUUUUUGUAUGGACUCAAUGGUGCUACCACUGUGAAGGAGAAUUAUGAUUUGGCGAUGUUUCUAUAAAAUCAGCAAGUGGAGUCCAGCAAGGAGACCCAUUGGGUUCUCUUCUCUUCUCUGAAGUCAUUCUCAACCUUUUGGAUGAUAUAGCACUUAUUCCAAAUCUCUGUCUUCAAAUUUGGUAUGUGGAUGAUGGCACCUUUGUUGGCUCAUGUUCAUCUGUGGCAGGUCUUCUGAAUCAGUUGUCUUCAAUUGGCCCUUCCCAUGGGUUACAUCUCAAUAUGAGUAAAAGUGAAGUCUUUUGGCCUUCAGGCGACAGGUGUUUUCCAAAUUUUCCAAUCGAAGUCCAAAGGGUUGAAGAUUCACUUGGAGGAGCUGAGCUGUUGGGAUCACCUAUGUUUGGAUCCGACUCUUUAUGUCAAGUACUGCCAAACAUAUUGACAAGGUCUUGCUAUGUCAAAAUCAUCUUCAAGAUUUACAGGACCCCCAAGUGGAGCUUCAUCUGCUACGCACAUGUCUCAGCAUAUGCAAGAUCAACUAUCUACUGAGGAAUGUUUCUCAUGACAAAAUCUCUCUUCAGUUGAGUAGAUUCGAUAAUGGCAUGCGCAGGUGUUUAGAGAGGAUUUCACGAUCCUCUUUACCUGACUCAGCUUGGUCUCAAGCCACGCUACCUAUUCGUUUGGAGGACUGGGUUUGAGAGAAGCAUGCAAUUCAUACUCAGCAGCCUUUAUCGGCAGUUGUAACUCCACGAGGGAUUUAUCCUGCCAGUUGCUAAAAACUUUUGUCUCUUCAUUUGUUGCAGAGGAAGCAACUGUAUCAAGUAACCAUCCAGACUUGGUUGUUCCUGGUGAACUUCAAUCUCGUGAACAUCUGAACUCGAUUCUUCUGCAAACAGCACUAUUUGUCUAACAACGUCUAAGUAACAUGACAUUCAAGUCAUCUUUGACUCUUCUUUGCAAUCACAAAUCAAGGCUUCUGCCAGUCUUCGAGACAAAGCACGGCUAAAUACAAUUUCAGCUCCUUUUGCAGGUUCAUGGAUUAGGGCAAUACCCAACCCUGUCUUCGGCCUUACCAUGUCUGCACAGGAGUAUAUUGUUUGUCUGCAUCUUUGGCGGGGCAUUUGCUUAUUUCCUCUUCCACCUUCUUCCAGCAGGUGCUACUGUGGUUCCAUUUUGGACAGUCACGGAGAUCAUGUUCUAGGCUGCCACAGUGGCUCCCUGAGAAACAAACGUCACAAUGCUUUGUGUGACAUUAUAUUUCAUUGUCUCCAGACGAACAACUCAGGAACUCGACGUGAACAACGCUGUACUAGUGAGAAUCAAUCAAGACCAGGAGACGUCUUUCACCCUGAUUUUUUGCAAGUUCGUUCCGCAUAUUUUGAUCUUUCUGUCAGAAAUUCUCUUCAACCAUCUUAUAUCAUCUUUUCCGCCAACACAGCUGGUACUGCUGCAGCAGCAGGGGAGAUGGGAAAAGAUCAUCGCCAUCUUUUGAACGUUGAGUGUACUGGUUCUCUCUUUUAUCCUCUAGUGGUAGAGACGUUUGGUCUGUGGUCUUCAUCCAGCUCAAAGUACUCAAAGACAUCGCUAGGAAGACUACCAUCACCAGUGGACUUACUAUUAGCAAGGCUUCAACUUACUUACAUGAACGUUUAUCUGUCUGUUUGUGGAAAUAUAAUUAAAAAAUGAUUUUAGCAUUAUUAGCUGUUAGCUCUGUUUCUGAUAAAUGGGACUCAUACUUGUAUGUUUAGAGUUGUAUUAUGCAGUCACCUUUAGGUGGUGGGACUAUAAUUAUAUUAUAAC
Messenger RNA from Corticium candelabrum, 3497 nucleotides. RefSeq lists its product as uncharacterized. The coding region runs from base 453 to 1745 and encodes 430 amino acids. The record is from RefSeq and is a predicted model, not a curated record. The transcript has a single exon. NCBI's taxonomy places the organism in Eukaryota, Metazoa, Porifera, Homoscleromorpha, Homosclerophorida, Plakinidae.